UGACAACUGUCACAGAGGGUUUUUGUAUUGUUCCAUACCUUUGUUAAGAUGUUCAAGAAUACUUUCCAGAGUGGAUUUUUAUCUAUACUCUAUAGCGUUGGCAGCAAACCACUGCAAAUAUGGGAUAAGAGUGUAAUCAAGUUUUAAAAAUUUCACCUUUGAGAUAACAGGUCAUGAAUGGACAUAUAAAAAGAAUAACCGACAACGACAUUCAAUCACUCGUUCUUGAGUUAAUGGGUACAAACGUAAGUACAACAUAUGUAACCUGUCCUGCCGAACCGAAGAAAAGCUUGGGUAUAAAGUUGCCUUUCCUUGUGAUGAUAAUCAAAAACUUGAAAAAGUACUUUACGUUCGAGGUUUUGAUUUUAGAUGACAAGAAAAUUCGGAGAAGAUUUAGAGCUAGCAACUAUCAGAGCACCACCCGUGUAAAACCUUUUAUUUGUACAAUGCCUAUGAGGCUGGAUGAGGGGUGGAACCAGAUUCAGUUUAAUCUAUGUGACUUUACAAGGCGGGCUUAUGGAACAAAUUAUGUUGAGACGCUCAGAGUUCAAAUUCACGCCAACUGUCGUAUAAGAAGAGUUUACUUUUGUGAUCGGUUAUACUCGGAAAGUGAACUACCACCAGAGUUCAAAUUAUAUCUUCCUGUUCAGCAAAAAGUGGCUGCUUCUUAACUAAUCGGGUAGUGAUGCUUAAAUACAUUAGGAAAAUAAAAAUAAUAAACAAAAUAGGAUAUUUAUCCUUUGUUUGUUCAAAUGUCAACCGAUAAUUGAAGGAAUAUAAAUGUUG
Molecule: messenger RNA, 786 nt
Organism: Trichobilharzia szidati
Lineage: Eukaryota; Metazoa; Platyhelminthes; Trematoda; Strigeidida; Schistosomatidae
Source: the annotation of a GenBank genome assembly